Messenger RNA from Pistacia vera, 594 nucleotides. Its product is annotated as secreted RxLR effector protein 161-like. The transcript has 2 exons. Lineage: Eukaryota; Viridiplantae; Streptophyta; Magnoliopsida; Sapindales; Anacardiaceae. The coding region runs from base 1 to 594 and encodes 197 amino acids. The record is from RefSeq and is a predicted model, not a curated record.
AUGGUUUUCUUGUAUGUAGAUGAUUUACUGGUGACAGGAAACAAUUCCAUUCAUGUUGAAGAGUUUAAGAGCACAAUGCACAAAGAAUUUGAGAUGACUGACUUGGGAGAAAUGACUUGUUUUCUAGGAAUGGAAAUACAUCUAUCUCAAGAUGACAUUUUCAUAUGUCAAAAGAAAUAUGCUAAUGAGAUUUUGAGAAAAUUUGGCAUGGAAGGUUGCAAAUCCGUUGGAACUCCUUUAGUGCAAAACCAAAGGUUGUGUAAAGAAGAUGAAGCAACCUUGGUGGAUGAAACAAAAUUCAUGAGCAAACCAUGUGAGGAGCACCUCAAAGCAGCUAAGAGAGUGCCAAGGUACAUCAAAGGGACAACAGAUCAUGGAAUCUUGUUCAAGAAGUUUGAAAACUUCAAAUUGGUGGGCUAUGCUGAUAGUGAUUGGGGUGGUUCUUGUAAUGAUAUGCGAAGCACAUCAGGAUAUGUUCUCUUGCUGAAUUGUGGAGCCUUUUGUUGGUCAUCCAAGAAGCAAGAAAUAUUGGCUCAAUCCACUGCAGAAGCUGAAUACAUAUCAGCUGCUGCUGUAGUAAAUCAAGUGAUAUGA